Molecule: messenger RNA, 1699 nt
Organism: Linepithema humile (Argentine ant)
Lineage: Eukaryota; Metazoa; Arthropoda; Insecta; Hymenoptera; Formicidae
Product: cyclin-L1
Biological process (GO): regulation of transcription by RNA polymerase II
Cellular component (GO): nucleus
Molecular function (GO): cyclin-dependent protein serine/threonine kinase regulator activity
Source: RefSeq, a predicted model, not a curated record
UUAGUGACGAGCCCCUGUUGCUAACUUGUUCAAGUAGCUGCACAUUUAUACGGUAACCGUUAAGGUUAUGUCACGCGUUUAUAAUGCGAAUUUUGCGUGUACAGCUUGUAUAAAUUUCGUGUCUUUUUUAUUGCUGGAGUAAUCGAGCGUUUCAAGAUGAAUGCGAAAGAGAACUCCACUGCACCAGCGAAGAACACGAACGCGCCGAAUGCAAAGCUCUACGGCAAGAUCGUAUUGACGUUGCAGAAUUGUCUACUACCCGAAGAAAAGCUCAACUCCACGCCGUCGCAUUUGGACGGUCUCGAUGCAGAAACUGAGACGGAUUUGCGGAUUUUAGGAUGCGAAUUAAUACAGACAGCCGGCAUUCUACUAAAAUUGCCGCAGGUUGCAAUGGCUACGGGACAAGUAAUUUUCCAACGAUUUUAUUAUAGUAAAUCUUUAGUUAGACACAAUAUGGAGACAACUGCAAUGGGUUGCAUCUGCUUAGCUAGUAAAAUCGAGGAAGCACCCAGGCGUAUCAGGGAUGUAAUCAACGUUUUCAAUCACGUAAAACAAGUUUCUAGCCAAAAAGCGAUUCAACCUGUGGUUUUGGAUCAGAACUAUGUAGCUCUAAAAAAUCAAGUGAUUAAAUCGGAGAGAAGAGUUUUGAAAGAACUGGGCUUCUGCGUUCAUGUAAAGCACCCUCACAAGAUCAUAGUUAUGUAUUUGCAAGUGUUGGGAUAUGAAAAAAAUCGCGCUCUAAUGCAACAAAGUUGGAAUUACAUGAAUGAUUCACUGCGUUCCGAUGUGUUUUUGCGCUAUCAGCCGGAGACAGUGGCGUGUGCGUGCGUUUAUCUGGCCUCUCGCCAGCUACAACUGCCAUUGCCCACAUCACCUGCUUGGUUCUCGCUGUUCAGAGUCAGCGAAUCGUCGAUCAGAGAUGUGUGUCGGCGUAUAUUGCGUCUUUACUCGCGACCGCGUGUGAAACCCGAGCAACUGGAAAAGCGCGUUGAAGAGCUACGACGUCAAUACGAGGAGGCCAGGACCAAGGCACGCGGCGGAGAUGUCGAUGGUCAUACACCAAGUCCACCAUUACCGAAACAUCACAACGCUUGGGGCGGAUUUAUCAGUCGUAGUGGCACGCAUGCAGCUCCAGAAAGAACGAAAUCCCCCAGGCGUUCAAAAUCUCCAAGUACCUCGCCAUCACGGGGCGAUGGGACAAAGCAUUCUAAACGAAAAAAGCAUAGCAGAAGUAGAUCUCGAAGUCAUAGUCAUGGAAGAUCUUGCAAACCCAAGAAAACGCAGCGAAGACGAUCAGGUAGUCACAAAUCAUCACGAAGAUCACGAAGUUAUAGGUCGCGAAGUCGAUCUCGAGAUAGAGAUUUGGAAAAAUCGAGCAAACAUCGUAGCAAGCAUAGACGGCACUGAGCAUACUGAUAUACAUAGACGCAAUUUUGAACUGUGAAAUAUCACUGAGUAAAACAUUGAACCGAUUGUAAUUAAUUUUUAAUGUGUAGGCCUAUCGUGCCAUUUCUUUAGUUUAUUUGAAAAUUGACAAUUACUUUCUAGAUCUUGAAAAGUUUUAGUAUAAAAUGUAUGUUUGUUAUCGGUAAUAUUGUGGAACAAUUUUUUCUUACAAGCAAGUAUUUUCAUUAUUUACAGAUACACAAUUUUUGUCAAAAAUUACAAGUGGUCAACAAAUAUAUCGCUUUUUAAUAAG